AUGGCUGACCAGGAGACACACGGGAGGUGGCACGACAUUGUCGAGAAGCUCUUCCACCGCGGCCUCGUCAGCGAAUUCCUCAACGACCCGGCCAACGUUAUCAGCCAGGUUCUGUCAUCGCCGGCGACGACAACCCAGGAGAACGCUCAGGCGGGGAACACGCAGGCCCCGGCCACGACACAGGCAGCCGCCGCGCCGGCACCCGCAUCCACACAAGCAGCCGCCGCUCCCGCCGCGACGACACAGGCUCCUGCGGUACAGCAGCCCGCCGCGACACCGGCCUCGUCGCCCAAGCAGGAGCAGCAGCCGCAGCAACCACAACAGACGUCGACGCCGGCGGCUCAGAACCCGGGGGCGGCACAACAGCCGGAAUCGACGGCGGCGGCGGGGACGACGGGCUCGUACACAGCUCCCGUUCUCACUACGUCGGCUCCUGCGGCCGCCGAGACGGUGCCAUCAGCGGCUGAGAACGCGGCCUCGUCACAGCUCCUCUCGCAGUCGGGAUAUUCAAAGGGUUCGGGGGCAGUUGGCGGCGGAGGAAGAGCCUCGACGACGAAUUCGGGGACGAUCGGCUCAACACAGGCUCCGCAGGCGCCGGAGUCUGGAGGCACAUCUACUUCGACAAACCAGGGGCCCCUGGUCGCUACUGGUGUCGUGUUGGGAAUCGUGGUCCUUAUGGGACUGUCGCUGUUGGUCUACUGGUGCCUCCGCCGCAAGAAGAGGGCGGCUCUCCAUCGUCACCAGGCCGUCCCUCCCGAGAGCCCCAGCCACGACUACGCGGACCACCGUUUCCGAGACCACAUCGACCAGGCCUGCCCUCCGACGAUGAUGACCGAGAACCGCGCUCUCAACGCCGAAGGCGACGAGUUCGUGAUCCAGCACCCGCAGCCCGGAGGACGGCAGCCGCCGCCUUUUGCACAAACGCACCCGCACCCGCACCCGCAUGGUGAUCCAGGCGGAGACACCCCUCGCGUCAACCCGUACGCCGCGCAGCCCUUUUCGUAUGCCCAGGCCCAGCAGUACGUGCAGUCCCUCGCCGACACGGGCACCUUCGGCGGAUACCCGCACCCGCCGCCGAUUCCGCAACCGUCGCCGAUCCGGAUCUUCCGGUGGCCGACCCGCUCAUCCCGCAGCGGGGUAUCCACGCCGAGCGUCUUCUCCGGCUUCCGAUCCCACAAGUCCUCCUCGCGGAACCCGUCCCGGACGUCCCGCAGCACCGUGACGUCGAUGCUGUGGCACGGCCGGCGCGACGUCAACGCCCGCCGCACCAUGACGAACCAGUCCCCGGUCUCGCCGCGGCCCAACUUCCUCCACCCCAGCGGCGGCGGCGGCGGCGGCGGCGGCGGCGGUCUCAACCAGAGCCCCGACAGCACCAUGAUGGGCGACGGCCUGCAUACGCCCGUCCUGGACUGGCUCAACUGGAUCCGUGGGCACCAGCAGGCCGAGCCGGACCCGGAGAUGAACCACCGCAAGAGCUUCGCCAGCACGACCGAGACGCUGAGCUCCGACGGCGGCGGCGGCGGCGGCGGCGGCGGCAGGGGCGGCGGCGGGUACGAGGGCGUGGAGACGGCCAGCACGGCGAGCACGGCCAGCAGCGGCGUCUUCUCGCCGACGCUGCACUCGUGGCACCCGCAGGCGAGCGGCGCCCCCAACGUCACGCCCGAGACGUUCCAGUACCUCCCGCUGCCGCUGUUCCGGCGGCCGAGCAGCAGCGACGGGCACCGGUCCGAGACGUCGGGCGGCGUCCGCAUCCCGAGGUUUCAAUGA
Colletotrichum destructivum is the source of this 1767-nucleotide messenger RNA. RefSeq lists its product as uncharacterized. Bases 1 to 1767 code for a protein of 588 amino acids. The record is from RefSeq and is a predicted model, not a curated record. Lineage: Eukaryota; Fungi; Ascomycota; Sordariomycetes; Glomerellales; Glomerellaceae. The transcript has 2 exons.